AUGGAUGCGCAAGACUGUCCCUGCAUGAGCAGAGGUGUCUGCAGCUGUGGCAACAACUGUCAGUGCAAAAAUUACAAGUGCAAAUCAGGCAGGAAAAGUUGCUGUUCCUGUUGCCCAGUCGGCUGCAUUGAAUGUGCUCAGGGCUGCAUCUGCAAAGGGCAGCCUGCUACGAAGUGCAGCUGCUGCAAGUGA
Eublepharis macularius is the source of this 192-nucleotide messenger RNA. Its product is annotated as metallothionein-1-like. Gene Ontology annotation, molecular function: metal ion binding. Bases 1 to 192 code for a protein of 63 amino acids. The record is from RefSeq and is a predicted model, not a curated record. The transcript has a single exon. Lineage: Eukaryota; Metazoa; Chordata; Lepidosauria; Squamata; Eublepharidae.